UCGUUCUGAUACUUAACCAACGCUAUCAGAAAAGACAUAAAUAUACAUGUACUUGUACAUGUAAUAAAGUAGUUCGGAAGUCGAACUGUAACAGGACAGAACACACAUCACAGUGAGGGAGAUAUCCGAAGAUUCAUAAGAUUCAUGUGUGACAAUGCGUUGCUGGCCAACAAAUGAUCUCAGCGCAUUUCCCUGCUGAUGACAGUCGGAGCAGAACGUCUGGGAAAAACCGAAACGGAACACCGACACAACUAAAGAUUUGCGGAUGUGCUUCACGACAAUGGACCGGAAGUUCAUAGCUAUCGUCUGCCUGGUGGUUGCCAUGGUUAUCGGAUAUUACUCGAUAGAUCGGUUUGAUCCAGAGUUAAUCCGUGGGAAGAGAGUACUCGUGACUGGAGGAAGCGCCGGUAUCGGAGAACAGAUCAGCUACCAGUAUGCUCGGCUGGGGGCCAAGGUGGUCGUUACCGCAAGGACAGUCAAGAAUCUAAAACGGGUUGUCUCAAAAUGCAAAGAGCUAAGUGGUUCCAGUGAACAUCACUAUAUAGCAGCCGACAUGGCCAACCUGGAUGAAACGGAGCGUGUGAUACGCGAGGCGACCACCCUUCUCGGCGGUCUUGACAUCCUCAUACUGAACCACGUUGCUCCGUAUCAGUUCGGCUGGUGGGAGGGGUCGGAGAACCUGACUGCCUUUAACACCAGGACAACUAUCGGGUACCUUUCGCACGUCCACCUUACCUCGCACGCUCUGCCUAUCUUACGGAAGACGCCGGGCAGUAACAUCGUUGUCCUGUCAUCAAUGGCGGGUAUCAUGGGCUACAGCAUCCAGGCAGACUACGCUGGCGUCAAAUUCGCCCAGAAUGGCUUCUUCAAAAGUCUCCGUGAUCAGUUUUCCGUCAUGAAGGAGGAUAUAGCAGUCACCGUGUGUUUUCUUGGCGCUAUCAGUACGGAAAGCUUUGCAAAAGCCUUGGAAAACGUUUCACUUGGAGGACUUUACGAGGACUUGAUCAAGUCUACACCCGAGGAUACAAGCUACACUAUUGUGAGAGCAGCUCAGCUAAGACUGCCUGAGUUGUACCACCCAUACUGGUUCGUCAAGUUGGGGACUUGGCCAGUGACUGGAGAAAUAUUCAAAUGGGUGUUAAGCCAGUAUCUGGUGAAUCUGGGCUAGCAGAGUUGGAUAAAGAAAAUAGGAAAUAGUGAUUUAUUGUACAUAAGCAUUGAUGAUGCAGAUGAUACACUGUGUCUUUCGAUUAAUUUUCAUAUCACAGCAAAUAAUUACAUUGUAGAAAAUAAAUGUACGGCAAAAUCAGUUCAAA
This is a messenger RNA of Lineus longissimus, 1316 nucleotides long. Its product is annotated as hydroxysteroid 11-beta-dehydrogenase 1-like protein A. The record is from RefSeq and is a predicted model, not a curated record. Lineage: Eukaryota; Metazoa; Nemertea; Pilidiophora; Heteronemertea; Lineidae. Gene Ontology annotation, molecular function: oxidoreductase activity. The transcript has 6 exons. Gene Ontology annotation, cellular component: intracellular membrane-bounded organelle. The coding region runs from base 266 to 1168 and encodes 300 amino acids.